Liolophura sinensis is the source of this 516-nucleotide messenger RNA. RefSeq lists its product as uncharacterized. The coding region runs from base 1 to 516 and encodes 171 amino acids. Gene Ontology annotation, molecular function: nucleic acid binding. Gene Ontology annotation, biological process: DNA integration. The record is from RefSeq and is a predicted model, not a curated record. Lineage: Eukaryota; Metazoa; Mollusca; Polyplacophora; Chitonida; Chitonidae. The transcript has a single exon.
AUGAUAUCUCGUUGGGGUAUCCCAGAGACACUGGUAAGUGAUAACGGACCUCAGUUCACUUGCGAUGAGUUUGAUGUUUUUGUGAAAACGUAUGGCAUCAAGCAUGUAUCUAGUAGCCCUCACUUCCACCAGUCAAACGGUGAGGCAGAAAGAGCUGUGCAGAUAGCAAAGAACAUUAUCCGUCAAAAGGAUCCAUUCCUUGCCUUACUGUCGUACAGAGAUACGCCUACAUCGAGCUUAGGCUACAGUCCGAAAGAAUUGAUGUUGUCAAGGAAAGUUAGGACGACUGUUCCUGGCUUGCCCAGCAUGUUACAGCCAAAAUGGCCUAACGGAAGCCAGAUCCAGCAUAAUGAUAGCCGAACCAAAUCUGACCAGGCCUAUCAUUUCAACAAGACGCAAGGAGCCACAGAUUUGCCUGUGUUACAUCUCGGAAACAACGUUCGCAUGAAACUUGACAACGACAAACAGUGGAGUCCUGCCGGUACUGUUGUUAAAGAGUCUGUAUAUCCGAGAUAG